Myotis myotis is the source of this 2641-nucleotide messenger RNA. RefSeq names its product monocyte to macrophage differentiation associated (gene MMD). Gene Ontology annotation, cellular component: membrane. The record is from RefSeq and is a predicted model, not a curated record. The coding region runs from base 254 to 970 and encodes 238 amino acids. Gene Ontology annotation, molecular function: pore-forming activity. NCBI's taxonomy places the organism in Eukaryota, Metazoa, Chordata, Mammalia, Chiroptera, Vespertilionidae. The transcript has 7 exons.
GGGCGGAGAAGCCGGGGCGGGAGGCGGGAGGUGCCGGGCCCGUUUAAGCGGCCUCCCUCCCGCCCCCAGCCGCCCGGUCUGGCCCCGGCUCCGUCCCGACCCCCGGCCUGACCUACUCCGGCCCUGCCCCGCCGAGCGGUCCGCGGUGCACCCGGGCGGCCUCCGGAGCAACCCAAGCCCAUGAGGGCCGCGCGCCCGGCCGCCGGCGCAGACGAGACGGAGCUCCCGGCCCCCGAGGAGGAGCGGAGGAUCAAUGAGGUUCCAGAAUCGAUUCCAGCGGUUCAUGAACCACCGGGCCCCAGCCAAUGGCCGCUACAAACCAACUUGUUAUGAACAUGCUGCUAACUGUUACACACAUGCAUUCCUCAUUGUCCCGGCCAUCGUGGGCAGCGCCCUCCUCCAUCGGCUGUCUGACGACUGCUGGGAGAAGAUAACAGCAUGGAUCUAUGGCAUGGGCCUCUGUGCCCUCUUCAUCGUCUCCACAGUAUUUCACAUGGUGUCAUGGAAAAAGAGCCACCUAAGGACAGUGGAACAAUGUUUCCACAUGUGUGAUAGAAUGGUUAUCUAUUUCUUCAUUGCUGCGUCUUAUGCGCCAUGGUUAAAUCUCCGUGAACUUGGACCCCUGGCAUCUCAUAUGCGUUGGUUUAUCUGGCUCAUGGCAGCUGGAGGAACCAUUUAUGUAUUUCUCUACCAUGAAAAGUAUAAGUUGGUUGAGCUCCUUUUUUAUCUCACAAUGGGCUUCUCUCCAGCCUUGGUGGUGACAUCAAUGAACAACACGGAGGGGCUUCACGAGCUCGCCUGCGGGGGCCUGAUUUACUGCCUGGGCGUGGUCUUCUUCAAGAGCGAUGGCAUCAUCCCGUUCGCCCAUGCCAUCUGGCACCUGUUUGUGGCCACGGCCGCCGCCGUGCACUACUAUGCCAUCUGGAAGUAUCUUUACCGGAGCCCCACAGACUUCGUGCGCCAUUUAUGACUGUUCUGCACCAGGUGUCCGCACCAGUAUUAUUUCAGCGAUGGCACUUGGGAGAGGGGCAAGAGCUGCCUAUUGCACAGGAGGAGGAAAAAGACAACUGCACUGACUUUCUUUAUAUAGUCUGACUAUAAUUACUGUGAAAGUAUCAAUGCUGUGUUCUGGAGUGUUCCAGGACGAAUCCGUUAAGGUAGUGAACUAAUUAUUCAUUCCAUUCCACUGUCAUGCAGGACUCUGGAUAGACUUGGCCAACUGAUGUUUACAAACCAGAAUUUUGUAUUUCGAUUUUACAGACUUUACUACAUGGGUUUUUCUAAAUCACUAGGUCGGGUUGUGGAAGUCAGUGCAACAGCAAAGCUUCCUUUUGAAGAGAAACUCGUUUCUAUCACUUUCCCAUCAGCUGCGGAAAGAAUCAUGGGCAGAACUUACACUACUUUCGCCAUGUUUUAUCCUGACACAACAUGGUUCUUUUUUAAACAGUAACUUCGUUUUUUUGUACAUUAAAAAAAAAGAAAGAAAAAGUUCCAUGGACACGCAUCUCUGCGGGUCCCCGCCCAUGUGCAUUCUGGCAGCAAGCCGUCCACAUUCCACAGGCAAACCAACAUUGUGCCUCUUCGGAUGGUUUCACGGGGCCGGAGAAAUUGCCAAUUUUUAAAAACCGCAGUUUUCCAGACGUUUUCUGCCAACCCCUGACUCCAAGUUCCGGGCUGCUUUGGGCCACGGCCUUGACUAGUUUGGUUUACUGAUGAUGGAGAAGUAUUUUGAUAUCCAUUAACUUUUUCAAAAGAGGCACCUUUUUCUCUGCGCCUUCGCCCUGUUCCCUUCAGGGUGCUCCUCUGCCUGUGCUCUGGUGUCGGUGGUUGGCCAUCUGCUGAAACUCCCGUCAGGCGUUACCGUCCACAGUGGUGUUGCCUCUAUGGUGCCCGACAGUGUCAUUGUCACCUAGCUCUAUGUUAUCAGUUUAUGCUCAUUUUUAAACUGUGGAAUUAGAGGCAUAAAUUCACAUUUCUACCUUUCUUCUAUAUUUCCCCAAACACUUGUUUCCGUUUCAGGUAGAAAGUAUUGAAAGCAUGGAUCUGUAGUCCAUGGGUUAUAUCCUGGCUUAGUGCAGUGGUAUUUAAAAUAUUAGCUUUGGUUUUCCCUCAGUGUCUUAUAUUAAGAUUAACACAUUAGCUGCUUCGUUGAUUAAUCUCCUUUUGGUGUUUUAAUGAAUGAGACAGCCUUGCCUUUAGAUCAGGUGCCGACAGUGACUGCUUCCGAGUAACAGGUCUGACCAAUGGAACUGUUGGUUGGAUGACACAUUUAGGCUUGUAUUGAAUUUUUGUACUGACACGGCUUUCAAAGAGUGUUUAUUUUGUGUGUGUGUGUGUGUGUGUUUAGAAUUCUCCAAUUUCGGUGAAUUAUAUGGGGAGGAGGGACAGAAGAACUGAUAUCUUCUGGUGACUCUUACAUAGGCGAGGUCCUCCGUCCUCACCCCACCUGCAUGAAUCUCAACAUCCGGAUUGCCUGCUGUUUUAUUGUGUAUAUUUUACUUUUAAUAUAUUAACUUCUGUGGAUUCAUUUAAAGUUUGCCCAACUGUAACACUGACAAAACCACUAAAAUGUAUGUAAAAACGUGUGCUGUAGACAGAAUAAAAUUGUUACUUGGAUUUGUUCCACCGUGUCUAAGCUAGA